Messenger RNA from Rhodamnia argentea, 1690 nucleotides. Its product is annotated as AT-hook motif nuclear-localized protein 8. Lineage: Eukaryota; Viridiplantae; Streptophyta; Magnoliopsida; Myrtales; Myrtaceae. The transcript is spliced from 5 exons. The coding region runs from base 203 to 1420 and encodes 405 amino acids. Gene Ontology annotation, molecular function: minor groove of adenine-thymine-rich DNA binding. The record is from RefSeq and is a predicted model, not a curated record.
AAAGUAGGGUCUCUACUUUGAACUUUGAUUAAAAAAAAGAGCUCAGAGUUCGCAAAACAAAACCAAACCCACCUGCAUUCACGCUUCUCAUUUCCCUCUCUUCGCUUCCCAACAAUAAAAAUCUCGCCUUUACCCCCACCCCACAAGCAGAAAGAGAGGUGAACCUUUCCCCAGAUCAAGAGGAUUCAGGGGGGGAAGCAAAAUGGACUCAAGGGACGCGGCACCGCCACCGGGGAUGGUGGGGGUUGUGGGGUCCACCGGCUCCUACCCCAACGCCGGCCCACCACAGCCACCGCCGCCGCAGCAGCCGCCGCACCUGAUCAACCCCAAUUCGUCUGCGGUCAUGAUGCAGCACAGGUUCCCCUUCAACUCCAUGGUGGGCGCCGCACCGCCACCCCCGCCGCAGCAGCACCAGCACCAGCACCAGCAGCACCAGCACCAGCACCAGCAGCAGCAGCAGCAGCCGGAGGGCAUGGAUUCCCUCAAUAAUGCCGGCGGCAUUUACGACGGAUCGUCGCAGGCGGGGCUGAGGCCGGGCGGUUUCUCCAUCGAGCCGGCCAAAAAGAAGCGUGGGAGGCCCAGGAAGUACACUCCCGAGGGCAACAUUGCCCUAGGGCUCGGACCCACUUCAGUGCACUCCUCCUCUGGCGGGGAUCAUCAUCAUCACCAUGGCGGUGGAACCAGUGGCGGCGGGGGUGAUGGGAACCUCACGGGCUCGUCUGAGCAUCAGGCCAAGAAGCACAGAGGGAGGCCACCUGGGUUGGGAAAGAAGCAAAUGGAUGCUUUAGGAGUUGGUGGAGUUGGUUUUACUCCGCAUGUGAUCCAUGUUGACGCUGGUGAGGACGUAGCCUCCAAAAUUAUGGCCUUUUCUCUGCAAGGACCUCGUACAAUUUGUAUUCUCUCAGCAAGUGGAGCUAUCUGCAAUGUAACCCUCAGGCAGCCAGCAUUGAAUGGUGGGACUGUGACAUAUGAGGGCCGAUUUGAGAUAAUCUGUCUAUCUGGGUCCUUCCUGUGUCCUGAAAAUGAAACUGGUCGCAGCAGAGCUGGCGCAUUAAGUAUAUCAUUAGCAGGUCCAGAUGGUCGAGUGUUGGGUGGAGGGGUUGCAGGAUUGCUAAUAGCCGCUACACCUGUACAGGUUAUUGUUGGAAGCUUCCUUUCAAGUACAAAGAAAGCAUCUUCGAGUGCUCUCAAGUCUGACUCUUCUCCGACGCCACAGGGUCCACAAUCCCAUAUGUUGAACUUUGGUGCGACUGGGACGGCAGUGAGUCCCCCCUCUGAUGGAGCAUCGGGUGAAUCUUCUGAUGAAAACGGUAAUAGCCCAAUUAACCACCGACCUUCCGGACACUACAACAACACUAGCCAGCCGAUCCACAAUAUGCAGAUGUACCACCACCUGUGGGCUGGCCAAACUCCUCACUGAAGAAGUCAACUCAGAUAUAACCGGCUUUCUGGGUACUCAAGUUGAGAUCAUUAGUUAUCGUAGCCGCAGAAAUAUAUACAUUUAGGCCAACUUGGCAGGCAUCACCCGAAUGACGAUUUAGUGAGACAUCCUCUCAUCGACUCCAUCUUAUUUCUUGUUUAGCCUUCUUUCUCUUUCUGAACUUGGUUACUGGGUUUUUGAACUUGAAUCUUAUCGGAACAUGGUGCUGUUGUUGAUAGUUGAUACCAUGGGAAGCAUUUUCUUGAGGAA